Messenger RNA from Phaedon cochleariae (mustard beetle), 1401 nucleotides. NCBI's taxonomy places the organism in Eukaryota, Metazoa, Arthropoda, Insecta, Coleoptera, Chrysomelidae. The record is from the annotation of a GenBank genome assembly.
AAACAAAACAAAAAACAAUGCAAUAUGAAAUUAUUAUUAUGAAUAUGUUAUUAUUUUUUAAUUAUUUAAAGCAUCUGAAAUUAUUCGAAAUACUGAAGUUGAAUAGGAUUUUGUGCUCAUGACUCACCAUCUAAAUUCCGCUUUGUGGUUGUGUUGAAGAAUGGGCGCUUUUUAGUUUUUCAGGUAAAAGAGCCACACAUCCUUUAUUUGUACACUUUUCUACCAAGAAAUAAUCAAUAAUGAGGGUGUUUUGUAACGGUCUCAAUUUAUAUGGGCAGCUGAAUACAAAUAAAGCUGUUGUGGGAAACCUAGAGCCAGUUUUCGAGUUUGAGGUUAUAAGAAAGAUGUGCAUAAAUUACUGUUUUUCUGUUAUUCUAACUUCUGAUGAUUGUCUGAUAUGUUGGAAAAAUGAGAUGCAUUUAGUUCCUAGAAAAUCUGGAGAGACAAUACUUCAUGUAACUUCUAAUGAUGAGAGAAUAAUUUCAUUGAGUGAAACUGGGAAAUUGGCUAAAUCAGACUUGGACAAGUUGUGUGAUUUCAAGGAGAUGAUGUCCAUUUUAUCUUGUGAAUCUGCUGAAGAAAAAAUUAUAAAUGUCAGUAGCUGUUCCAAGUUAACAGUGGCAUAUUCAAACAAAGGUGCAAUUUUCAACAUUCCCAAUAGGCUUCAUUUUAUUAACCCCCAUAUUGUUGAUGUGAAAUGUGGAAGAGAGCACUGUCUGCUACUGGAUCAAUUUGGGACUGUUUAUUCAUUUGGCAGAGGAAGUCGUGGACAACUGGGUCAUGGAAAACUAGAUGAUGAAGAAGAACCUGUUCUCGUGGAAGCUCUAGCUGGAAUAAAAAUAACUCAAAUUUCCGCAGGAGGCUGGCACUCCGGCGCUCUGAGUCAAGAUGGUGACCUUUAUAUUUGGGGAUGGAAUGGUAAUGGACAAUUAGGGCUGUGUAAAAGGAAAACUGAUGACAGAGCAGCGGAGGACAACAGUGUUUCUGUUAUGGCUACUCCACAUGUUGUAGAUUUUGAGGAUUCAGAGAGGAAUGUAAUCAAGGUGGCGUGUGGAGGUCGACAUACUCUUGCAUUACUAGAUAAUAAUCAUUUAUUUGGUUGUGGAUGGAACAAAUACAAACAACUUAAAAACCUAGAAGAUGAGAACAUUUCUGUAUUCACUUACCUUCAUGACUUUGAACAAGAUGAGGUGGUGGAUAUCGCAUGUGGCCCAUGGAAUUCUGCAGUUAUUUGUAGGUAACAAGUAAAUAUUAUAGUCAUGUUCAAACGAAUACAUCCAGAUGCGACCUUGUUAAAAAUAUAUAGAACAUUUUCGUUCGACCAAUUUUAUUCCUCCAUGAUGUAUCCUCUAAUUUGAUCUUGACUUGAUUGAAUAAAGGUUUGAGCAAUAUUGAUCUUUU